Messenger RNA from Dothidotthia symphoricarpi CBS 119687, 1668 nucleotides. Its product is annotated as amino acid transporter. Bases 1 to 1668 code for a protein of 555 amino acids. Gene Ontology annotation, molecular function: transmembrane transporter activity. The transcript has 7 exons. Gene Ontology annotation, biological process: transmembrane transport. NCBI's taxonomy places the organism in Eukaryota, Fungi, Ascomycota, Dothideomycetes, Pleosporales, Dothidotthiaceae. The record is from RefSeq and is a predicted model, not a curated record. Gene Ontology annotation, cellular component: membrane.
AUGGAGAAGCAUAUCAACCUGCAGACAUUCGACGAUGAUGUACCUCGAGCUAGGGGCACAGGCUCGCUGUCUGAGACGAAGGGAAAGCAAGAGUUUGACCGUGACAGGUAUGAGUUGGCCAGGGCGGGAAAGCAGCAGGUGUUGAAGCGUCGCUUCGGACUGGUGAGUAUGACUGGUCUGUCGUGUGGUUUGAUGUGUACAUGGGAAAGUUUGCUCGUUAUUUUCUUAAUCGGUUUCCAGAAUGGCGGACCAGCGGGUCUCAUCUACGGGUUCUUGCUCAUUUGGUUCGGUAACUUCUCGGUUUUCAUAUGCAUUGGGGAGCUUGCAAGCGCUGUUCCAACCGCUGGAGGUCAGUAUCACUGGGUAUCACUCCUGGCGCCUCGGUCCAACAAACGAUUCUUCAGCUACUUGACUGGUUGGCUCACUGUGAUCGGCUGGAUCGCAGCUCUCACUUCCGUGUGCUUUUUCGUCGCCGAUUUGAUCUUGCAACUUGUCAGUCUGAACGACACUGAUAAGAGCUUCGUAAGACAUGGCUGGCAUGGAACACUGCUUCUGUGGACUACACUGCUGAUGUGCGUUUUCAUCAACAUCUUCAUCAGCGGAGCGCUGCCAGCUAUCGAAGUCUGCGUACUAGUUCUGCACGUACUGGGAUUCUUCGGAAUUUUGGUACCCCUGAUCUACCUCACACCCACUCACAACACUGCUAAAGAGGUUUUCACAAAAUUCCACAAUGGCGGGCAAUGGAACAAUCAAGCCUUGGCUUUCUUUGUUGGUCUGCAGGGAAACGCUUUGGCGUUUGUCGGGACGGACUCGGUCGUUCAUAUGUCUGAAGAAGUCAGGAACGCCAGUACAGAUGUUCCGCGUUCAAUGCUUCUUAGUCUCGCAAUCAACGGCACGCUCGCACUAGCAAUGCUCCUUGCAGUAUUGUUCAGUGCGGACAACAUUCAAGACCUACUCGACGACGUUGCCUCCCCAACUUCUCCGUUCAUCCGGAUCUUCCAACAAUCUGUUGGCUCAGUAGGUGGUGCGACAGUCCUAGUCAGUAUCAUCAUUGCCCUGGAAUUCUGUAGUGCGAUGGGUUGCUUAGCUGCCGCUUCUCGUAUGACCUGGUCGUUUGCUCGAGACCGAGGCUUGCCCUUUUCGCGUGCCCUCAGCAUGAUUGACAAGCGCACUACUAUCCCUGUAGUCGCGAUUCUCGUGGUGACUGUAUUUUCAGCACUGCUCGCACUCAUCAACAUCGGCAAUAGCGCCGCGUUCAACGGAACGAUCUCGCUGGUGCUAGAAGGCUUCUAUCUAUCUUAUCUCUUUGCCCUUAGCCUGCUCCUCUGGAGACGUCUCCGCGGCGACCUGGACAAUCCUACUUCGUCGUUGACAGUCUUUGACUCGACGACGCACAUCGACGAAUCCCAUGACCGUAACCUAACCUGGGGUCCGUGGAGACUGAAAGGAACACUUGGCGCCGCCAACAACAUCAUCGCCAUCUGCUACCUGCUCGUCAUCAUCUUCUUCAGCUUCUGGCCGAGUCAAAUGAAUCCUGAUGUAGGCCACAUGAAUUGGGCCGUUGUGGUGACAGGGUCCGUCGCCAUCUUCAGCGUUGUUUACUAUUUCGUCUUCGCGAAGAAGUCAUAUACGGGGCCUGUUGUCGAAGUGGACCCACACGUUCUAUGA